AUGGAAGUAGAGGUUCUCCGUCACAAUGGCAUUCCUCCGUCCAGCAUCCUCUCUAUCCGUGUAGGAAGUACACGGCGCCAAGUUCACGUUUCCCAGUUGGACAGGCCACUGAAAUUCCCAACCAAGCUCGAGGAGUGCUCCUCCGUGAAGGUGGAAAUUCUCGACGUCGCGGGUACGGCGCGCGUGUCGUGCAGUUCAUCCACGUCGGAGUACAGCAUCCCUUUAGAGUCGCCGCUGGAAGGGGAAGGCAGUACCGGAAUGGAGGUUGGUCUCCGGCUCAGCAGCGCAGGUGCUGACGUCUCGCAGAGCGCUGCCGAGGAGCAGGAAAAAAAGAAGGAGGAUGAGGCGAAGUCAUAUUUGGAGAAGCACGGCCUCACUUCGUUCAUGCAGUUCCUCAUCCAAAGCCUGAUGAAGGACAAGCCUGAAGACCCGUACAAGUUCCUUCAGAGGCAAGUCACGAAAAAGAUGAUGAUCGCCGAACUGUCCAGCGGAGGUUCCGCGGACCAGAAGCUGGAAGACAUGCUGGCAAAGUUGAGCUCCGAGGUGACAGAUUGUGUCCCUGCGGAGCAGCUGCAAGACCUGCAGAAGCAGGCGGAGGAAGUAGGCGAACAGCUGCGGAAAGACAACAAGGAGCUGAGGGAAACGCUCGACCUGCUGAAAAGCAGGUACCGCUCCCUUUUAGCCGAGAAUACGGAGCUAGCGCAGCAGGUUGGAGAGAGUGGGGAAGGACUUGAUUUGGCUUCCAUGCAGGAUGAUGUUGGAAAGAUGGUAAGCGAGAAUGCCCUGCUGGUGUCCGAGCUGACAAGCAUGCAGGCCAAGAUAAUGUCCAUUCAGGGCGAGAUUGAAACCCUUCAAGGCCCAGAUUCUUGA
Molecule: messenger RNA, 870 nt
Organism: Symbiodinium natans
Lineage: Eukaryota; Dinophyceae; Suessiales; Symbiodiniaceae
Source: the annotation of a GenBank genome assembly